This is a messenger RNA of Laccaria bicolor S238N-H82, 1146 nucleotides long. RefSeq lists its product as uncharacterized. The coding region runs from base 1 to 1146 and encodes 381 amino acids. The transcript has 5 exons. The record is from RefSeq and is a predicted model, not a curated record. Lineage: Eukaryota; Fungi; Basidiomycota; Agaricomycetes; Agaricales; Hydnangiaceae.
AUGGACUCCGAUACCACUCAAGUUGGGGAAGACUAUGCCCCUGGAGACUGGAACCCAAUUGAGAAGGCUCCUCCCCGAUUCAGUUGCGAUCAGGCUUCGCUUGCAGACAAUCCUUACGAUUAUGCUUCUUCUAAACGAAGUACACCUUCUAAGCCACACUCUCCGUUUCCCCCUUCUCAGGCGGAGAUCCAGGAACAGACUGGCGAGAAACCAUGGCGCUCCGGUGAUACACGGCGCUAUGAUAUGCCAAAGAAUGGGGAUGGGUGGCAGAAUAACGCAAUGGCGGAAAAGUACGACAACGAAAUGUGCGAUGCCUGGAAAGAUGAGGCUGGUCUCUUCUCAGGAGCCGUAACCGCUUUCACUACCCAAUCCUAUCACUUCAUCGCAACACAACUCGCAAACUCUACCAAUCCCUUACCACCAUCCCUUGCCAUCCCAGAAUUCACCGUCACUCAAGCUCAAAUCCGGAUCAAUGUAGUCUGGUUCCUCAGUCUCACAGUCAGCCUGACAACUGUGCUAGUCGGUAUCCUGUGCCUACAGUGGCUCCGGGAAUUCCAACGCGACGCAGCCCUCCCUCACAAAGAUGCCGUGGCCCUUCCCCAAAUGCGAUACGAGGGACUGAUCCAAUGGCACGUCCCCGACAUCCUCUCCAUUCUCCCCCUCCUCCUCCUCCAACUAUCCCUCGUCUUCUUCUUCAUUGGUAUCCUCGACCUCCUCUGGUCCCUCAACACCCACGUGGCAGCGUGCGUCUCCGCAGCAGUUGGCUUGGUCAUACUCUUCCUGAUAGCGACCACAGCCCUCCCUACCCUGCAACACGCCUUGACAAAAGACAAACACCCUCGCGUUGCCCAGUGCCCUUACAAAUCCCCGCAGUCAUGGCUCUUCUACAGCGCUGGGCACUGGUUCUUCUGGCUGAUCAGCUCCUUCAACCCCCCAUGGUCAGCCUUUGAUUCAACGCGGUUCCACCGCCUGUUGAAAUCUUCCGACGACAACAGCUGGCUUGCAUACGACAUGCGCUGGCGCAACCUUCGCGAUGCCGAAGCUGUCUCCUGGGGCACACCCAAGACGACCCGGGAUUCCGACGACGUUGUUCACGGCCUCCACUGGAUAAACAACACAUUCGCACUGGAACCGCGGCCCAGUUGA